Messenger RNA from Bathycoccus prasinos, 1335 nucleotides. RefSeq lists its product with no specific name. Bases 1 to 1335 code for a protein of 444 amino acids. Gene Ontology annotation, molecular function: protein binding. NCBI's taxonomy places the organism in Eukaryota, Viridiplantae, Chlorophyta, Mamiellophyceae, Mamiellales, Bathycoccaceae. The record is from RefSeq and is a predicted model, not a curated record. The transcript has a single exon.
AUGGACUCGACAGAUUCGGUAGUGAUGAUGAACAUGCCCAAUACCAGCGGAGGAGGAUAUCGUUCUUCAAAGUCUUCGUCGUUAUUCACGACUAUUUACAACGCGGUCCACUUGAUAGUUUUGCUCAUCGCGUUCUCGCUGUCGAUUUACGCCGCCAAGACGGUUCGGGACCUUGAAAACGACACUAACGGUGUGACCGGAGUGAGACUCUCGAUUGGAAAACCGUCUCCUUUAGCAAGUAACGAGAAUUCGUUCUCAUUUUUUCGAGGAUCUGGAGUGUGGCAUCAUAAGAGGCGUCUCGAAGGGGGUGCGCGCUCGGAUUUCCAAGCCGUUUCUAUUGAAGGAGAUAAAACGGAUUUCGUUUAUAUUUUCGGAGGCAAGGAUGCGAGCGGGACGUAUCUCAAUACAGUGCUUAGAUACGAUUCCAUCAAUGAUUCAUACGAUUCCAUGAAAAACAUGCCAGAAGCGAGAGCGCGUUACGCCGCAGCUGUCAUGAAGAACGACCUGAAUCAAAACGAAGUUUGGAUCCUUGGCGGAAUCUCCGCUGUUACCCCGGGCGUGGAUGGCGGAUACGACGAGGAUACCGACAAGGUCUGUCCGAUGGUUUAUAACGUCGACACGGACACGUGGAGAACAGAAACAGGAACACGUUGCUUGCCAUCAGUCGUCAAAGAUGCAUGCGCGGCUACUGGAUCUAACAACGCUAUUUAUCUCAUGGGUGGUUACGGAGUAGACUAUUCGGUAUUGAACUCGGUGUAUAAGCUCGCUGGACCGUUGUCUUCCGAGUGGGUCAAAACUUCGGAUCUUCCGGAUCCAAGAGGGGACGUGAGCUGCGCGGCGUUGAAAAACAGUAUUUAUCUCGCAGGAGGCUGGCACGAUACCCUAACCGGUGUGGCGGUACCCUAUGUGAGUCAGUCAAAGCUCUAUUCGCUCGACGUGUUGACGGACGUUUGGACGUCGACGCACGCUGAAAUGAAGAACAGCAGAGGCGAUUUUCAACUCGUUGCCAAUCCAAUCGCGAACUCGUUGCUUGCAAUUGGGGGCGAAACGAACACCACCCAUAACAUUGGGGGCGAAACGAACACCACCCAUAACAGGGCUACCCAGCUUGCCACGCAUCAUGUCGAGGAAUACUUUGUUGCUCACGACGCUUGGGAGGAUCGCCAAUUGAUCCCCACCGCGAGAUUUCGAUUCGGCGCCGCGUUCAAAAAUGGCGUUUUCCACGCAUUCGGGGGUCACGUGCACGGUGGCAAUCAUGCAGACGCCUUAUCUUCCCACGAGGCAUAUUAUCCGCUCGAUCACCCAGACGUCUGGGUGACCGUAACGAGUUCAUGA